GGCGGGGAAUAGGAAGAGCCCGGCCGGCGUCGUUGACGUCUCCCACGGUCCAGAAUGAAGAUCUGGACCUCCGAGCACACCUUUGAUCAUCCCUGGGAGACAGUCACCACUGCUGCUAUGCAGAAAUAUCCAAACCCCAUGAACCCCAGUGUGGUUGGAGUUGAUGUUCUAGACAGGCACGUAGAUCCCAAUGGAAAGUUGCACAGUCACAGAUUGCUCAGUACAGAAUGGGGGAUGCCAUCAAUUGUAAAAUUGCUUAUUGGUGCCUGUAGAACAAAAACGUAUAUAGAAGAACACUCCGUAGUUGAUCCAAUGAAGAAAGUAAUGGAGCUCAACUCUAGUAACAUUUCAUUUACAAAUCUGGUGUCAGUGGAUGAGAGGCUAAUCUAUAAACCACAUCCUCAAGAACCGGAAAAAACCAUUUUGACUCAAGAGGCAACAAUCUGUGUGAAAGGGGUCAGUGUCAGCAGUUACCUAGAAGGACUAAUGGAAAACACUAUAUCGUCUAACGCUAAAAAAGGCCGCGAAGCAUUGGAAUGGGUGAUCAACAAGCUGAAUGCUGAAAUAGAGGAAUUCACUACUUCAGCAAGAGGAAACAUGAGGUCACCCAUGGCAGCAGCAGCCUUUGUGGAGAAAUAAUGUAGAGCUACAUAUGUAUGUGUCAGUGGUUAAGCCUGAAUGUCUGAAACAAACAGUUGCACACUUCUUCCAAGCUGGAAAUAUUUAUUCUUCUACCUAUUUAAAAAAGGAAAAGAAAAUCUGUAUAUUAGAUUUUUAAAUUAAACUUGGAAAGAAGUUGCAUACCUCUGUAAAAUGAAGGUACUAUGCAUGACUAUGGAGUUCAAUGGGACUGAGUAUUC
Molecule: messenger RNA, 860 nt
Organism: Euleptes europaea (tarantolino)
Lineage: Eukaryota; Metazoa; Chordata; Lepidosauria; Squamata; Sphaerodactylidae
Gene: PRELID3B
Product: PRELI domain containing 3B
Exons: 6
Coding region: 55-639 (194 amino acids)
Biological process (GO): phospholipid transport
Cellular component (GO): mitochondrial intermembrane space
Molecular function (GO): phosphatidic acid transfer activity
Source: RefSeq, a predicted model, not a curated record